UUGUUACAUGUUUGACCAUAUGCUUAAAUUGGGCCUCUUUCAAACCGCCGAAGCCUUUGCUAGAGAGGCUGGAAACAACAACGCUGCCGCCGUUAAUAUACCCGAUAGCUUUUUAGGACAAUUUUGGUCUCAAUUUUGGGACGCUCUUGAUGACUCUUAUGCUGGGAUUAGGGCAGAAUCCUCUGAUCAGGGUGCAGAUCGGGGCCUGGCUCGGGCUCUGAUUCAUGCUCACUCUCAGGCCCUUGCUGAAGAUCGGUCCCGUGGUCCGUCAAUUGACCAGGUUCGGGCCCGCCUCCAUGAACACGCCCAAGCCCAGGCCCAAUUCCAUGCCCAUGCCCAGGCCCAGGCCCAACUCCAUGCCCAGGCCCAUGCCCAAGCCCAGGCCCAAAUCCAUGCCCAAGCCCAGGCCCAAAUCCAUGCCCAUGCCCAAGCCCAGGCCCAAAUCCAUGCCCAGGCCCAUGCCCAAUCCCAUGUGCAAGUCCAAAUCCAAUCCCGAGCCCAAGCCCAUGCCUAUGGUUUGGGGCAAGCAUCAGUGAAUCAUAUUCAAAUUUAUGACAUCUCAAGCCAGCCCAUAGUGGGUCCUACAUGGAAUGGUGAACAACAUGGUUCUCAACAAGGGUUGGUUCAAGAACCCUCAAGGCACAACACUGCUCGGGGUUCUCAUCAGUCGCGCCGCAGGGGCAAUAGAUCUCGAGGUCAAAGAGGCAGAGCUAAUGGUAGAAAUCCAGCAUAAGAUAGCGCUACAAGGAUCAUGAAUAAAGCCACAAGCAGGCCUGGAUGCCAUUGAUCCAUAACUUGGGGAACGAUGUGGAUUCUUUGCAUGACAGUAUGUUGACAUUGGUAGAAAGGUAUUUAUACAUUAUUACCGGAUUCGCAGUACACAUUAAUCAUGACAAAGGUAUGUUUGCUCAGUAGUUAUAGGUAUUUUCAACUUUUUUCUUAUAGCCUUAUUUGUUUAUUUGAUUUAUGAUACUUCCAAAAAGAGGAACAAUUUGACUCUCUUGUUAGGCUGGGCGUUGUGGUUUAACAUGGAAGGGGUCUUUAAAGCGCCACGUCAUUGCCACGUAGGCAACGUGGCUUUAACUAACCCAUCAUUUAGCUAUCACGUUGUGGUUUAACUAGUAUUUAAAUAAAAGAAAAAAGGAAACAAAUAUAAAUGUGUUUGAGUGGCCCCCGCCUAUUCCAAUGGCUGGCGCCCGUUAAUGGCUUAAGAGUUAGCGAGCCAUCUUUAACGCCCUCGAGGCGGUGUGCAAAUCCGUUAAACGUCGAUGUGGCUGGGGGCGCGAAUACACAACGUCCAGCCUUAGAUGUGCUACUAUUAAUCUUAGAUACCAUACGUUUAAAAAGGAAAAAAAAACAGUGAGUCUUUGACCUUUGAAGUCAAACAUUCAACUUUCACUUCAGAUAUAUUGCAGAUCCCGUUAAACUGAUUAGCAACACAUUCCAACUAGAUAAGGAGUCAAAAUAAAUAGAUCUUUAUUGUUUUGAUUUGUAAUUCUGGUCAAUUAACGUAGAUUUGAGUUUUAUGACAUUGGCGUCAAUCUCAAGCGGUACCCGUUUUGUAAAUUAAGUGAGUAUAUCAUAGUACUUGAUCCAACUAAGUUUGGUUGAAAAGAUAGUGUGAUACAUUUUUUAUAUUUUAUAAAACUUGCUAAAAGAGCUAACAAAUAUUAGCAAUAAACCCAGGAAAGUAGAAAGAAAUGCAAAAACUAAAAGUUUAAAACAACAAAUUUCUUUUUUCUAUGCGUCCAGGGCCCUCGGAUACUCGGAUUUACCUGGUAGAGAAUCUACAUCUUAUCUUUUCAUGUACAUAUCCGUUGACGCCAGUUUAAUCGUUUUGUUGUAGGAUGUCAAUGUUCUAUUUAUCCUAGAUACCAUACGCUCAAAAAGGAAAAUAAAACCAGAGUGUACUCUUUGAAGUCAAACAUUCAACUUUCAUUUCAGAUAUCGCGUGUAGCGGGUUAAACUGAUUAGCAACACAUGCCAACUAGAUAAGAAGUCGAUAUAAAUAGUUCUUAUUUGUUUUGAUUUGUAAGGGGCUGUUUGGCAGCCUUUUAGUGAUUCCAUUAAGUGCGCUUCGAGAAGGCUACCUCUCAAUCAGACAGCAAACCUCUUACCCAUUAAGUUUCAAAUGAUGCUAAAUGAAAAUUUUACCCUUUCUCCCUUCACCUGUGUUAAUAACCCUCACCCGACCACUCACGCAAUCACGCACCACCUCCUCGACCCACCACCACUUCCUCCACCACCAUAUCCAUAGUUGUUAAUUGCGACCAUAGCGGUCGCUAUAGCGCGAUUUAUAGCGAUGCGACUUACUGUCGCUAUUUGGUUCAUAGCGACGACUAUCGAAUUUAGUGACAGUUAUUAUUUUUUUUAAUUUUUCUAAUUUUUUUAAUGUUAUAAAGGGUUAUAGCUAUAAAAUAGCUAGAUUUAUAGGUUUUUGUUAAAUAUACAUGUAAUAUAGCGUAUAUACAAGGGUAUUUUGAUGUAAUAUACAUAUAAAAAUUUUCAAAAUUCUUUUUUCUAGUGUAAUCGUGAUAGAUAUUGCAUACGUAUUAGUAUUAGUAUAUUGUAAUAGUGUAAGGGGGGUUAGUGUAACUAAUACUUCUAUAAAUAAGGCAUUAGUCAUUUUAGUAAGGGGGAGAUAUUUUAGGAAGUUGUUAGGCUCUUGCGUUAGCAUGAGAAGGGCAUAGCCCUGGACCACUUCGGUGGCUAGUAUUUGUAUUAUCUUCUUCAGUUUUAUCAAAUAUAAUUACAGAUUUACCUUCAUCAUCUUCAUUAAAUUCUGUUACCUAUCAAAUCGCUAUUUAUAAAAUAGCCGUCGCUAUUCGCUACGUAGCCUAGCCAUGCCUUGUCGCUAUUUAUCGCUAUUCGCUAUCGACAAUUAUGACCAUAUCAUCCUACUCUUACUGGGUCAGCACUUACUGGCUCAGAGUCUCUUACCUAGUCAAACCUCUUACUGGCUCAGCACUCUUACUGGCGUAGAGGUUGCCAAACAACCCCUAAAGCUAGUCGAUUAUCUUGGAUUUAAUGUUUAUUCCAUUAGUGUCGAAUUCAAGUUUUACCCCUUUUGGAACUAAGUAUAUCAUAGUGCUUCUUGUAAACCAACUUUCUUUAGUGCCUUUUGAAUUUGUUUAACUUUCUCUUUCUUGUUACUUCUAUUGGUAUUGAGGUGUUCAAGUAAGCUAACUGCAGAAGUCACUCGCAUGACCUUGUAAACUAAUGUAUGUUGUUUGUAAGCAGCCUUCCCUUUUUCCUUUUUCAUCUCUACAAUUUCCUGCUGUUAAUUGUUAUAUGAUGCAUUUGAUUUUGUUUCCUGAAAAACUGCUAUGCUAAGCUUUAUGAUCUGACCCACAUAGUCAUUAGUUGUAACACUUAUCUAUUUAAAUCCCAUAUAUAGUUAUAUUUAUUACUAAGCCAUCUAUAUUAUUUACGACUUAUGAGUUCAUAGAGAUCACAUAUUUUUCUCUCUGUUUGUACCAAAUAAUAGGCAGCUUGUAUUUUGAUCCUUAUGCAAGUUUAUUUUUUUGAAUUGAAGUUAAUAUAUCAAACCAUCCCACCAUAGCAAAAGAAAAGUUGAGGUUCUGUACCAUAUAUUAGAUUGUUCAAAUCUAACACUCAAAUCUAGUGUUUAUGGACUAAAAAGCAGGCUUGUCGCCGUUUUCAUAAUCUUGAUUGCUCUCAACUGGCAGCACCUCUCCCUCUUUGACUCCGAGUCUAUUAUAUUGCAGAUCCCGUUAAACUGAUUAACUUCAACUAGCAAUUAUAAUACUUUUGUUAGCUUUAUGUUUCAUUAGAUAACAUGGUACUUGGUUUUGGUCCGAUCGUUGAUUCCAAAGAUCGGCUAGUCUAUGGUUAUGAAGUAUAUGCAACUUUUUAUUUGAACAUUUUGAUAUGCUAAACCUUACCUUUGAAUAGUGUUUCUUCAUUAAAUUCAUGCAGUUACUCGUUUUAUUCUGUCUCAUGUGAAUUGUCCAUUGUUAAUUGUGCUGGAGUUCAAGAACAGGUAUAACUUGGCAAUGUCUCAUUUUCAAAUCUGGAAGAAUGUCAGACCAGUGGAGGAGUAGUAUUGUAGUGCCUUUAUAUAAGAACAAAGGAGACGCCCAAUGUUGUGGUAGUUAUAGAGGGAUUAAGUUGUUAAGCUACACUAUGAAAUUAUGGGAGAGGGUGAUUGAGACUAGACUUAGAAGAGAAACCCAGGUUACGGUAAACCAAUUUGGUUUCAUGCCAGGGCGGUCAACUACAGAGGCAAUACACAUUCUAAGGAGAUUGAUGGAAAAAUAUAGAGAGAAAAAUCGAGAUCUACAUAUGGUGUUCAUUGAUUUGGAAAAGGCGUAUGACAGUGUGCCACGUAGAUUGAUAUGGGAAAGCUUAGAGGAGAGAGGGGUACCUGGUAAGUAUGUAGACUUAAUUAAGGAUAUGUAUGUUAAGACCACAACUAGUGUUCGUGCACCGGUAGGGGAUACAAAUUUCUUUUCUGUGGAAGUAGGACUCCACCAAGGGUCAGCGUUGAGCCCUUUUCUAUUCGUGAUUGUCUUAGAUGAGUUGUCAAAGUCGAUUCAGGAGUCCGUUCCGUGGUGCUUGCUUUUUGCAGACGAUAUUGUGCUGAUAGAAGAAAGUAAACAAAGCUUGAAAGCGAGGUUGGAAGAAUGGCGUAUAGCCUUAGAAUGCAAAGGUUUGAGGAUAAGUCGCUCAAAGACUGAGUACCUUUACUGUGAUUUUAGCGGAGCAGGCGAUGAACACGACACUCAGAUUACCAUUGAGGGCCAGGUGGUUCCUCAAGCAACUAAGUUCAAGUAUCUUGGAUCGUUUGUCCAGAGUAAUGGAGAGUUAGAUAGCGACGUAGCUCACCGUAUCCAGGUUGGAUGGUGUAGGUGGAGAGUAGUCACAGGGGUAUUGUGCGACAAGAGGUUCCCUGAUAAAUUAAAAGGGAAAUUUUAUAGGGUUGCAAUUAGACCCUCUAUGGUAUACGGAACAGGGUGUUGGGCCAUCAAGAAAAUGCAUGCUCGAAAGCUAGAGGUAGGGAAAGACUAGGAGUCGCUAGUAUUUCAGACAAGAUAAGGGAAGGGAGAUUGAGAUGGUUUGGGCAUGUCAGAAGGAGGCAGACGACAGACCCGUGUAGAAUAGUUGAAACACUUACUGUAGAUGGAAGGAGGAGUAGAGGCAGGCCGAAAAUGACUUGGGAUGAGCGGAUUAGGCAAGAUUUGCUAGAUUUGCACCUCUCUGAGGACAUGGUCGAGGACAGAACUUCGUGGAGACGUAGGAUUAAGGUUAAGGACUUUUAAGAGUGUGGCAUAGUUUUUGCUUUACAUUCUCGUCUUAUUAGUUUAAUUUUUCAUUUUGUAUGAGGUGUGAUAUAGCUUUUAUAAGGCCCCACCUAGUCCCGGUGUCGUAGUUUUACUAACACGUACUUAUUCAUUUAUGUGUUUAUUUUGAUUAUUUUUAUUCCCC
Molecule: messenger RNA, 5448 nt
Organism: Helianthus annuus (common sunflower)
Lineage: Eukaryota; Viridiplantae; Streptophyta; Magnoliopsida; Asterales; Asteraceae
Product: mediator of RNA polymerase II transcription subunit 15
Exons: 7
Coding region: 4042-5031 (329 amino acids)
Molecular function (GO): protein binding
Source: RefSeq, a predicted model, not a curated record